Molecule: messenger RNA, 2974 nt
Organism: Eublepharis macularius
Lineage: Eukaryota; Metazoa; Chordata; Lepidosauria; Squamata; Eublepharidae
Gene: HRAS
Product: HRas proto-oncogene, GTPase
Exons: 7
Coding region: 679-1248 (189 amino acids)
Biological process (GO): Ras protein signal transduction
Cellular component (GO): plasma membrane
Molecular function (GO): GDP binding; GTPase activity; GTP binding
Source: RefSeq, a predicted model, not a curated record
AGCCCACCACGAGGUCGGAGUCACGGGGGCCCCACCGCUGGGCGCCCGAGGGGCGCGCCAGAGCACCUAUCAGCUGCUCCGGGAGGUUGUGAGCGACUAGUGGGUGGCGAGCGGAGCUUGGGCGUGUGCUGGGCGCUCGCUGGCUGGGCUCGUCUGGUGCACACGCAUACAUUGUCCAAGCCUGCACCGUCGCUCGCCACAGCAGCGGCCCCCGAGCGAGCGGGCGUGGUGGUGUCUGGUGCCAAUGCGGGGAGGGCGCUGCAAGCAGGGGGCUCCUCCGCCGCCUCGGUGGAAAGUUCAUCAUUGCAACGAGCCAACAGACCAUUGACUAAGUGCAAAAAGCCUUCUAGAGGCUAAGGGACGGAGGAUCUGUGGAUCUCUCCAGGGGUUUUUCCUUCCCUCCAUGCAAACUUUGCAUCCCCCUCCCUACGCUUCCUUUAAGAAGCUCCGGAGAAAGUGCAGCAUUAUUCCUCUGCCUUGUAAGGAAAGCAGCCUGGUGGGGUAAACGGAACUGGAAAUGGUGCACUGAGGAGCAGAAUAUAAAUAUUGUCAAUAAAAACAAUAGCAACAUUAUUAACUGCUAUGAAAAUGGAGAUGAAGGGGAACCCAACAGGUUAAUCAUGAUGAAACUGCUUGAAAGAGAUCAGGUGGCUGUGUUGAACUGGGGUUGGCCAGAAGAUGACGGAGUACAAGCUAGUGGUGGUUGGAGCUGGUGGUGUUGGGAAAAGUGCUCUGACUAUUCAGCUUAUCCAGAACCAUUUUGUUGAUGAAUACGAUCCUACAAUAGAGGAUUCUUACAGAAAGCAAGUAGUCAUUGAUGGAGAGACCUGUUUGUUAGACAUCUUGGACACAGCAGGUCAAGAGGAGUACAGUGCCAUGCGAGACCAAUACAUGCGAACAGGAGAAGGCUUUCUUUGUGUCUUUGCCAUUAACAACACCAAAUCCUUUGAAGACAUUCAUCAGUACAGGGAGCAAAUCAAGAGAGUGAAAGACUCUGAUGAUGUCCCCAUGGUACUGGUGGGGAACAAGUGUGACCUUCCCGCCCGAACUGUGGAAACAAGGCAAGCCCAAGAGCUGGCCCGGAGCUAUGGGAUUCCCUACAUAGAGACAUCAGCCAAAACUAGACAGGGAGUUGAAGAUGCCUUCUAUACUUUAGUGCGGGAAAUCCGGCAGCACAAACUACGCAAGUUGAACCCCCCAGAUGAAAGCGGCCCAGGCUGCAUGAAUUGUAAAUGUGUUAUAUCAUGACCAAGCUGACCAGAAUGUGACUUUUGAGGGGGUUUCCACUGUGCAUAGUGUGAAAGGAGGUGAUGUCAAAGAAGAAUCAAAUGGAUUCAAGGGAAGGGGACAGGUGACAAUGGUGUCUUCAGGUCCUAAGAGCUCUGCACAGCCUGUCUCAAAACUUCACCAAGGCCUGCAAUGAACAAUUUUUUUACAAACACAAACCAACCCUCCCCUCCUCUUCUUGCCUCCUUCCCUUCUGGCAACUUGUACAAAAUCCACAGAUUGAAACUUGGUAAAUUAUUAUACAAUGGUCUUGACACUGGUCUCUGCAUCUGCCCCUAUUCCAGUGCAUGUGGCUGCCCUCGCCUGUCCUUCUGGAGUAGGCAUUGGCAGAGGGGAGGGGAGGAAUGUGCAGAGAGAGCAGGGAUGUGCGUUGUUCCUUCAAUCUGUUGGCGCUAAUAGUGGCAGGUGGCAACAACUGAUGAGGUUUGAUGAAGAAGCCUUUUAGAAAAGGAGAAAUUGUGUCAUUUCUGGUUUGAAUGGCUCCAUGACUGCAGCGGGAGACUGAUGCCCUUGUAUCUCAGGAGGAGGGCUAGUUGUUGGCCACAAAACAAGCCUUUUUGGACGGCUCUGCCAAGAUGCUCCACCUGGCUAGCCUCUACUGGAGGGGAAAGCUGCAUGCUCCCAAGUGCUCUCAACCAUUUCCUGUGGCUGUGAGGGGGGCACAAAGAUACCUCUUUAUAAACAGUUUCCAUGCUAAUCUCAAAUUCCUAAUCCCAGACAGUUUUCAUUCAUCCCCAUCCGUAGUUCACCCUUCUGUAAUCAUGGAAGAGUAUUUACCUCUCUGUUCCUGACCACUGCAACUCUCCCCUAUGUCAGAAUAAUUUAGCCAUUUUUCUUUGCAAAAAGAAGCCAUCCUGUCUGGUGGAAGUUCCCUGCAGGCCUGGAUUGUGUCCUCAAGAGUCGGGGGGGCGGGGGGAGGGAGAUGGUAUUUCUUUAUGUGUCUUUUUUAGUUUUUUCUUUUGUGGUGCUGGGCAAACGUAUGUUUAUCUGUAAAUAUAUAAAUGACUAUACAGCAACAUUGAUGGAGACUGAAGGACGUUUGAUUCUAAAAUUGUGUUCCACUGAGCCCGACUUACUGUCUGGGGGGUUGAAGGGACCAACCCCUUGUACCUAUUGGGAGGGGGGUAUGGGAAGCUGUGCUAUCUUUUUUCCUAAACCAUUGUGUCUUAUGGGUGGGGGAGGGGGAGGAGGGGGUUAUUUAGUGAGUCAGAACUGUCACUUAUUGGCUCUCCUGUUUAUUGUAAGCUUGGCCUUUUCUGAGCAGAGUUUCUAAUGCUUGUUGCCUGUGCUGGGGCUGACUUCAUUGAUGUGCUUGUGCAAAACUUGUGUACUUCCUGGAGGUGGAACAAGGCACUGGAGCACCGUCUUGUUCCUUGUUCUGACCUUCCUCGUUUGCAGCCGCUGUGCCUACGCUACUGCAUGCACAGCUCAGAUUGUUCUUCAAGUGGCAGCUCCUCUGUAUUAACUGUGACCAUGAUCAUGCCAAUUAUACUUGCUGUGAUUAAACGUUUUUCCAAUAAGAUAGCAUAAUCAGGUGCUUGGCCAUGGCCGAGUUAAAGUGAACCAGUCCAAUAAUUACAUAACAGGUAUGACUUUAAAAAUUAUCUGGGGAAGGGGGUUGCUCCACUGUUGGGGGUGUAAAAGAAAAUCCAAACCCAGCCUUAAAUGUCAUUAAAGUGUUUUGUUC